AUGGUUUCCGCAGCGAGCGAGUCGAGCAUUGAUGAUGCAUGGGAAUAUAUGAAGGGCACAGCACUGGCUGGAUGGUCAAGGACCACGCGGCGGAUGCGUGCCGCGGGCAUAGUCCUCAUAUUCUUUAUCUUGUCAAUUGUGCUUCUUCGACCUUCACUACCAGAUACACCCGCCUUCCCUCAGGUACCUUCAUUAUCUCUUGAUUAUGGUACUGCCCCGGCCUCCCCUUUCAACGAGACAAAAGUCGCACUACUCAUCGAAAACCGGGUGAAUCCGAUCCUGGCGCCCUUGUUAUUACAUUUCAUGGCAGUAGUCCCGCCAGAUUGGCGAUUCAGAUUUAUGGGCUCUGAGGAGAGCGUGGAAUUCGUAAACAGCAGUCGCGCGAUUCGGAACCAUGUAGCGAGCGGAAAGCUGGACCUAACAUAUAUCCCAUCGAAUAUGACGACCGGAUCUCAAGAAGAAAUCAGCCGUUUUUUGACGACCCUCUGGCUCUACGAGUCGGUUCUCCAGCCGGCAGAAUGGUUGCUGGUCUUCCAAACAGAUAGCAUGCUGUGCGCAAACAGUAGACAAAGUCUUAAUAAUUGGUUAGAUUACGAUUGGGUAGGCGCACCUUGGAAUCCUAAAGCUCGUUUCGGAGGAAAUGGAGGUUUGUCGCUCCGACGUGUUAGCAAAAUUGUGGACGUCCUUCGCAAUCAGAAGCGUCUACCAAACAGCGAGCCAGAAGACGUGUGGCUUACGGAUCGUUUGGGCCAUCGCCCAGGAGCAAAUCUUGCAAAUGGAACAGCAAGUUUGACAUUUUCUGGAGAAAUGUUCUCGGGUGAGACCGAACACGUAGAUGGGAAGAAAAAGGGCAAAGGCAAACAAGACCCUACGAAGGCAGGAGAGCUCAUCAAAGGCCUCGACGAUUGGCGAGAUGGCUUUUACGAGCCUAUGGGUUAUCACACCGGUGGAUCUGGAGAGACAUUGCACGGUGGGAUCUGGGGAACCCCAGAGAUGCGAAAGCACAUCUGGGGCUACUGCCCCGAGGUGAAAAUGAUGUUGAAAAUGGAUGCUGCAAAAUUCGUCCCUGGAGAGUGUCACGGAAACUGGAAACGCAUGGAGGAAGGCUGGGAUGGGAUAUAUGGUCCACACAUGGACGCAAAACUCGAGGAGAGGACGGAAGUGAUUGACGGUGUUGAAUAUCCGAUGCUACCUGAAGGAUUGAUGCCUUGGUAA
Messenger RNA from Glarea lozoyensis ATCC 20868, 1215 nucleotides. RefSeq lists its product as uncharacterized. Bases 1 to 1215 code for a protein of 404 amino acids. The transcript has 2 exons. The record is from RefSeq and is a predicted model, not a curated record. Lineage: Eukaryota; Fungi; Ascomycota; Leotiomycetes; Helotiales; Helotiaceae.